Molecule: messenger RNA, 1086 nt
Organism: Aspergillus candidus
Lineage: Eukaryota; Fungi; Ascomycota; Eurotiomycetes; Eurotiales; Aspergillaceae
Product: intradiol ring-cleavage dioxygenase
Exons: 5
Coding region: 1-1086 (361 amino acids)
Molecular function (GO): ferric iron binding; oxidoreductase activity, acting on single donors with incorporation of molecular oxygen, incorporation of two atoms of oxygen
Source: RefSeq, a predicted model, not a curated record
AUGGUCCGAAUUGCAUCUACUCUCGUCGCAGGCCUUGUAGGCCUAGCCAGUGUGGUCUCCGCCCACCCCGGCCACGACAUCAGGGCCGAGGCUGCGGAGCGCGCAGCAUUCAUCAAGCGCACACCGCUCAGCUCUCGCAGUUUGGCGCACUGUGCCCCACAGAUGAAGGCGCGGGGUCUUGAGCGGGCGAACAUGGCCAGACGCCGACAUGCAGCGAACAGUCUGCGUCGGAAACGCGACUUGGCCCAUCUGACCGAGUUCCAGAGACGAGACCACUCGCCCCACCACUCUGAUCUUGACGUCGACCAGACGGUGGACCCUUCGGAGCUGUUCAAGUCCGGAGGCACCUGCAUCCUGGGCCCCGAUGUCACCGAGGGACCCUACUACGUCAGCGGGGAACUGAUCCGCACCGAUGUCUCCGAGGAGCAGGCUGGCGUGCCCCUAUUCCUGGAUAUCCAGCUUGUCGACACCAAGACCUGCGAGCCUGUGCCGGAGGCUUACAUCGAAAUCUGGCACUGCAAUGCUACCGGUGUCUACUCCGGUGUCGUGGCGAAUGGCAAUGGAGACCCCGAAAGUGAAAGCAACCUGGACGCGACCUUCCUUCGCGGUAUCCAGCAAACAAGCGCCGAGGGCGUGGUGCAAUUUGAGACUAUCUUCCCGGGACAUUAUACUGGGCGUACCACCCAUGUUCACGUUCUCUCCCACCCCGGCGACACAAAAGCCAAUGAGAACGACACCCUCUCAGACCUGUAUACCACGACCGCCUCCUACGUCGGCCAGAUCUUCUUCGACCAGGAACUGAUCAACGCCGUCGAAAAGACGGAAACCUACGCGGCCAACACCCAGCCUCUGACCACCAACGACGAAGAUGGCAUUCUUGCCGAGGAAGCUGCCGAGAUCGACCCCUUCGCCCAGUACGUGACGCUCGGCGAGGGCGACGAUGUGAGCGCUGGCUUGUUCGGCUGGAUCUCGCUGGGCAUUGACCCCACGCAGAGUAACGAUGUCAAGGCUGCGGUGUUCUACACUGAGGAUGGCGGCAUCGAGAAUCCGGAUGCUGGUGGUCCUCCUGGUCCUCCUCCCCAGUAG